AUGCCUCUUGUUGAUCUACGCAUUGAGCUUCCUGCGUACUCGCAUUCAUUCACAGUUCAAGUUCAGCAGUCAUCCACCAUCCGUGAUGUCAAGCAUGAGAUCACCAAGUGCUGCCCCGGAGCUCCUCGGCCGGAUGGUCAACGGCUCGUGUGCAGAGGGCGCUUUCUGAACGACGAGGAGAAGGUGCUGGAUAUAUGGAAGUCCCCUGAAGAUUCACGAGUCAUCCACCUCGCCGUCCACCCGUCAAGUUGGUCCUCUGCUCCUCCGUCGCUCUCGUCACAGUCGACGUUUCCUAGUGCCCAACCCCAACAUGCGCAGCCGUAUCCUCCACGGCAGCAUCCAUCGUCUUCUUCUCCGCAACCAUCACAAUCAACAUCAUUGCCUUCUAACUCGCCUCUGCUAUAUGUGGUCUUGAGGCACAACUUAGCCCUCUCUGUUCUCAGACCGAAUGUCAAUGCUGCGCCCCUGCCGCAGAAUCAUGGCCAGUGGCGGUCAGCGUCUAUGACUUGGCUUCGGAACCAUGGUUGGUCGUGGCCGAGUGUAAUAGACGAGGAGUUUCCGCCGUCGGAAAGAAGUGGGCAAGGACUCAAUUAUGAGUGUGUAUCCAUGAACAAUGUGCGUUAUCUCAUGCUAGCGACGCCCACAGCGACACCGACGCCAGCCCAGAUACACGCAUUCAAGAUAUUGUCACACACCUAUGCGAUCCUCUCCUAUGCUCUUUCCUCGCCGGAUUCUGCACAUGCUGCACCCCCUUCCAGCUACACUUACAGUUACACCGUCGCCGUUCCCCUCACCAAUCUCAACAAUCACCUCCAACAAGUAGGCCUCCCUCCUCUGCGCCUCGCGCCCGGACCAAACGCCAACCCAAAUGAUCCCAACAAUCCGUUGGCAGCGGCAGCUGCGGCCGAGAUGCGUGCGAUACCUCUGCGCGCCUUAAUUAUUCCCCUCAUCAUGCUCGUCUUCCGCACUCUGCUUGUCAUCUACUUCUUCUCGCCUUCCAAACGUCCACUGUUUGGUAUCAUCAUCAGCGCGUGGAUCUUGUACGAAGCAUGGGGUGCGAUGCGGAUCGUGCUCGGGGAUGAUAGAGGGAGGGCCGCGCCACCAGGUGGCGUUGAAGGCAAUGGAGCGUUGGGCGCGCAUGGUGCAGGCCCAGCCCCGAAUGCUCAGGGAGGAGGACAGCCGGCUCCUGGCCAACCUCAACGUGCUCGAGGCGGCCGCAACGCAAGCCAGAGUCACGCGCACACAUUUUUGAACACCUUAUCCAAAUCGAACCUUGACACGGAGGAAGCCAGCCUGGAUGCAGACUAUCCUGUACCGGUCCCUGCACCUAGUCUUGGCCAUAAGAUCAGAACAUUCGUAGGCUUACUGUUCCUGACGCUCCAUCCCGCGACGUGGGACCAUCGGCGUGCGUUGCUGCGGCGGAGGGAAGGACGUAUUCGUACGGAAGCGAAUGCUCGGGAUGCAGCACCCACUGGCGAAGAACAGGACGAGGCUCACGCAAAAGCUCGGUUGGAUCUGGUUACUCGACACGAGAGGCGGCCGGCUUGGAUAAAGGAGUAUAUCCGUAGGGUGCAAACGACGGAAUGGUUAGAUGAUGCUUGA
Sparassis crispa is the source of this 1602-nucleotide messenger RNA. RefSeq lists its product as hypothetical. The record is from RefSeq and is a predicted model, not a curated record. Gene Ontology annotation, biological process: endoplasmic reticulum unfolded protein response. Lineage: Eukaryota; Fungi; Basidiomycota; Agaricomycetes; Polyporales; Sparassidaceae. The transcript has 3 exons. Bases 1 to 1602 code for a protein of 533 amino acids. Gene Ontology annotation, molecular function: protein binding.